UUCCGCUCCGCCUGGGCGGCCCCUGGGCAUCCAUGGCGUACGCGACGUUCCGCCGGGUGGCCCUGGCCUCCUGCUUGGUCUUGUGCGUCUCGCUGCUGCUGCCCAGGGCCUUCCUCCCGCGGGCAUGGAGGCAGCAGGAGGGGCCCUCAGCCGCCCCGAUGCCCACCUCCACGGGGGCCGCCACCGAGGGGAAGGCCAGUCAAUUUCCUCCAACCAUGCACCUCCAAAUAUCUCCAGAAGUCAGACCAACUGCUACCCAUUUUCCAAGGUCUCAUCUUGCAGAAGCAGUUGCCAAGGCCAAGGGUGGCGGAGGAGGAAGUGGAGGUGGAGGAGGAGGUGGAGGUGGCGGCACCGGACGAGGACUUGUGGGACAAGUUAUCCCAAUAUAUGGAUUUGGGAUCCUUUUAUACAUAUUGUACAUUCUUUUUAAGCUUUCUUCUAAGGGGAAAACCACGACGGUUGAACGGAAAUGUCCAUCUUCAGCAUCUGGAAAUAUGAACAGGAAGAUCACUGACUAUGAACUGGCCCAGCUUCAAGAAAAGCUGAGAGAGACUGAAGAAGCCAUGGAGAAAUUAAUCAACAGAGUGGGACCCAACUGUGAAAGCAGGGCCCAAAAUGGUACUACUGAUCAAGAGAAAAGACUGCUUCAACAACUCCGAGAAAUUACUAAGGUUAUGAAAGAAGGCAAACUUAUUGAUGGAAUCUCCCCAGAACAAGAAGCUGAGGAAGCUCCAUAUAUGCAAGACUGGGAAGGUUAUCCAGAAGAGACCUAUCCUGUCUAUGAUAAUUCUGAUUGUUUGAAGCGCAGACAGGACACAAUUCUUGUGGAUUGCCCUGACCUGAGCCAGCCUUCUGCUGAAGAGAUAGCAGAGCAAAUGGAAUUUGUGGACGAUGAGGAUUAUUUGUGUAGUGAAACGCUUUUGUCUGCUCUCGCUAUAGUGAAUGAUGGGCCUGAAGCAGGACAUGAGAAGGACCGGCACAUCACUUUCUGUGACCAGAGUGGGAAUGGCCGCAAGUUUGAAAAAUGCUACUGUUGUCACUAUGAAGAUGACGACCCUGCUGUGUUAGCUGAGAAUGCAGGAUUCUUCUCCGAUAGCUGUAGUGACACAGAAGAGCCAACCAAAGAGGAGUCAUUGGUGGAUUCUGACCAUGAAAACUCAGUGUCCAAAGAUCAAAGUGAUGGAGAUCCAGAUGAUGUUGGAAUUCUGAGGAAGCGAAACACAAAGGGAGGAGAAUUACUGGGACAAUGAGGACAAUGUCCUCUUGUAUCAUUUCUAUAGACUGUGAUCUUUGCUUCAAGGGACAAAAGUGUACCUCUUCUGUCAUGUACCUAGCUGAAAUCCCAUAGCAAUGGCUGUUUGUCUCAGACAGGAGUUAAUGGUUCUCCUGACUCACUUAGUCCAGCAACAAUAGUGCCAACUGCUUGCUCUAGCCAACCAAGGAAUCUGAAAACAAGAUAAUUCUCCGAUAGUUUCCAUGUGCACUUUCUCUUACAGCUUUUUGUCUCCUGGCCUGAAGCUUAGUUUCACUGCAUCCUCUAGUCCUGUAUGAGGUACAAAAAGUCAUCCAGUAUCAUUUGCCUGUGAGUUUAUUUGCUGUGGGCACCUCUGACUUUACCAUUAGGCAGGUUGAGGCAGCCCAUUUCAGAUAUCAUCACAGGUAAUAAUUAAAUACUAUUUUUUUUCUGUUUGAUCCUCUUAGGAGAUACCAUUUGCCAUUAAACAUCCAGAGAAUUGAUUUGUCUUUUGAGAAGAGAUACAAAUCAUCUCAUUAUGAGAAAGUGAAAAGGAUGCUUUAAUGUCUUUGUUCUCAAGCAAAUACUAGUUGUAUAUUUCAGCUGAGAGAUAGAGAGCAACUGUAUAUUAACUGAGUGAUUCAUUCUAUCGCUCUGUAAUUAACAAAAAGCAAAGGUUUGCUCUCUCAGUCACUAAUAAUGUUAAAGGGGAAUGAGUGAUCAGUUUCACAUCACCUGCAGCUCAGCAUUUUCAGCCCUCAGCUCAGCUCACAGCUUCUUUCACAUGCUCACUUAAUUUUGUAGCCAGCCUUUUCAAAAUUUACUUCUGCUUGAAUUAUAACUGAGGAGAAGGAAGAGAAUGAUUAUGUAGGGGGACAAAACAGUUAACAAUGGACAGCAUGUUUGAUGUGGCAGAGAAGUUAUAAGCAUCUACAGGAGUCCGGUGGUUUAGGGAAUGUUUUUCUUUUUCAUUUUUGGCACUGCAUUGCAAUUCCUAGACAUGCCAUGGCAUAAGGGAUAUGGAGAGUUGCAGCUUAAAGAAAUAACUUCCAAGCUGAAGAAAAUGUGAUUCAUAGCAUAGGAAAACCCAAGAAACAAAGAGACUUCCUAGGGUCAAGGAAUGCAUAACAAAGCAAUGUAAUAUUCCUUCUUUGAGGCCCAAACUUCAUUUUUCUCAUUUAUAUUUCUCUUGUUUUUCCAGAUGCAGCCACAGAUGCUGUUAUCUAAAGUGGAACACUAGAGGGGGACAGAUGAACCUCCUUCUCAUUUAAAAUAUCCUUCCUUAAAUAUGUGGGAUUUUUUUCCUACUAAGGGUUUCUUAUUUUUAUUUUUGAUAGAACUAGUUAUAUUUUAUAAAUUAUAAUAAUUUAUUACAGCAUUUUUUCAUUAUGUAAUUGAUUUUAAAAAGAAUGCAGAAGAUCACUUUUUCUCAUUCCGGUCUGUUACAGCCUAAUCCUAGGCAUGAUUACUCAGAAGCAAACCCCAGUGUGUCAAAUAAGGCUUGCUCCCAGGGGAGAAUGGAAUACAAUUGUAGCCAGCCUCACUGAAUUUAGUGAGAUUUAUCACUGAAUUUUACAGAGCCUACCUUUGAAUAGAGAUGCAUAGGACAGUACUGCCAGUGGGCAUGUCACUCAUUGAUACAUCAUACCUAUGUAGCAUUUGUCCGGGGAUUUGCUAGGAAUCUCAGGGGAGGGGGGCAAUGUUUGUUUUCCGCCUUUCUCCCAACACGGGACUGCAGGUGACCUACAACAUAGAUUGAAACAAAGUACAGCUAAAAAAAUAAUAAUGAUAAAAAGAGUCUUAAAAACUAUAAGCUAUCCUUUUAAGACACCACUAUUUAAAACAGUAUAUAGGCAUUUUAGAGAGCCAGUGUGAUGUAGUGGUUUGAGUGUUGGAUUAUGACUCUGGAGACCUUUGUUUGAUUCCCAGCUUGGCCAUGAAACACACUGGUGACCCUUGGGCAAGUCACACACUCUCAACUGAGGGGAAGGCAGUGGCAAUCCUUUGGACAAAUCUUGCCAAGAAAACCCCAUGGGUUGCCAUAAGUUAAAAGUUACUUGAAGGCACACAAACCACAGAGGCAUUUUUAAGGUAUUUGAGCCACUUCCAUAGAACCAUUAGCUCCGUUUAGUCGUGACAUUUUCUUCAUUGUGGGAAUAGAGGAGCAUCUAGCCUGUCACUGCUUUUCCUUACAUGGAAGUGAUGGACAUAAAGUGGAGAGGUUCCAGUUUGUGUGGAGCUUUCCGCUUGUAAGCAUGCUCUCUUUUUCGGUGGAGCAAAUGGGCUUACUGAAUGGCUGAACAGGGCUGCAGUGGAUGUGUGUUAAUGGAACCUUAUGGCUUCUGCUUCCCUAAGGUUCCAUUAGCCAAAGAAGAGGCUGAAAUGUCACAUGUUUGGUCAGCAGAUGUUUUUACCUGCUUCUGUUCCAGAAAUAAGAAACUUUGAUCAUUCUACAUGGCAAGAGUUUCAGGAAAGCCUACCUUUAUGAAGUUGUUCAUCACAGUUCAGCAACAUUUUGUGGAUUAGAGAAACAUGAGUUGAAGAGUUUGCAGCAAUAAAGUAAUGGGAAAUGGUAAAUGAAAUAUUGUGAGCAUAUUUCUCCUUUUAACUUGAUAUUUAUAUUUACCUUAUUUGAGUAAAGUGCAGGACAGCAUUGCAAUACAAUUUUUCUUUUUGUUUAUGUACUGUAUAUGGUGUUUGUUACAAUGCAGAACAAAAACAAAGAAAACCAGCUUAAGUUUCCCCUUAUUCGUUUUUCGAAUAGGUGAAGUAAAAUACCAGCUGGAAUCUUAUUGGUAAGGUCCAAGUGCAGUAGACCAUUCAAUCUAUUAUUAAAUGGUGAAUCAACACAUAAGUAAAUAUAAUUGAUGAAAUGGUCAUACUAUAGUUUGGACUAACAAUAGGAUUUAGACCACCAUUUCUGCUUUCUCUUCUACUUUUAAUGCAUUACAGACAAAAAUUAUAGAGAGGAAGUUUUAUAAAAAUUAGACAGAAACUUGACUGCAGGAGAAUCUUCUGUAAUAUGGUGCCAAGAGUAAACUAGUAGCAGUUAUUAAAAAACAGUAAUUUUAGAAUACAUGAUCCAUGAGUACUUGAAAAGAAUUCACUUUAAGGUUACUUUGAGGAAGAAGGCACAAUUGUUUGAAACAAAUUCAAGUUUUAAUUUUUUUCUGCACAGGUUUUCUGUCUUGACAUAUACGAUAAUCUCUACAACAUAACACAAUGUAAUUGUGUGAAAAUACCAAAUUAGUUAUACACAUACUGAUAAAUAAAUACAUUUGCUUCAGAAUACCAAAGUGUUUUUUUUAAAAAUUGACUUCAUAAAAGCACAUUUUCUCAGAUUUAUCUAAAACGCCAUAUAGUUUGAAACAAACAAAUGCUCAACUGCUCAAACAGGACAAAACAGUCUUGUGCAAAUUGACAUAACAUUCUAAGCAUUAUGCAAAAAUAUGACUGCUUAAAUAUUUGUUCUCAGUUCUAAUUCUCAGUGCCCACCCACCCCACUUUUUUUAAACUCAAACACAAUUUAAAACAAAUUGAGACAAGAACAUUGUCAAAUUCUACUAGAAUGAUCAUUGGUUUACUUUAAGAAAGGCACAGUGAUGAAUUAGAAAAUGUUAGCCAGGGAUAAAGCACUGCUAGCAAACUUUGUUCACCUAGCACUUCCAGUUCCUGCUUUCUACAGUAGAAAAGCCAGCUGAAUUUAAAGACAAAACAUAUUUUUGAAAAUACAGUUAAAUAUUCCAGAUAGUCUGGGCUCAGUCCUACAAAUAUGUAUGCCUGGCUAUAUUGUUUCACAAUCCAUUUGGUUUCUGAUGGGGGGCACCCUUCAGAAUUACUGCACACAACAGAGAUGUGAAGAAACAUAGUAGAAAGGGAUCAACCACAGUUAGUGAGUUGUUACUGAGACAUAUAUUAGAGCUCAUUAUCAGUUAACCAUUUUUCUCCUUUCUACUACAGUAACUUCCCACUGUCUAGCCCACAACAAUGUUCAUCUUGGAUAUCAAUUAUAGGACUAGAGGCAAACAUUAUUUGUAGAGAGUGUAUUUACCCUUGAGUAAAUAUAAAUCUCCCCAUCUUUCUUGGCUCCCUAUCUUGGAGACAAGAAAGUCUCUAAUCUUCUGGCUGUUCUGGAUUGGGUUUACUGCACCUUCAAUUUAUAUUACAAAAUAGUGAUUCAUUAAACAUUUGACCAUUAUUUUGCACUAUAUAUUAUUGUACUACUUCAGAGUCAGGACUUGGCAUAAACAAUAGGGCCAAAUAAGAGACCUGCCUCCAUAUGCCAUCCAGUGCUGGACUCUUUUGAGCAAUGGUAAUUUGGCUGUUUCAGGACAUAAGGUAUAAUAACAUCAAAUUUAAUUAAUUUAAUUUAAUUUGUUUUAUUUAUAUACAGCUAUUCC
Messenger RNA from Sceloporus undulatus (fence lizard), 5634 nucleotides. It is a transcript of the gene RIC3, whose product is annotated as RIC3 acetylcholine receptor chaperone. The record is from RefSeq and is a predicted model, not a curated record. NCBI's taxonomy places the organism in Eukaryota, Metazoa, Chordata, Lepidosauria, Squamata, Phrynosomatidae. Gene Ontology annotation, biological process: protein localization to cell surface; synaptic transmission, cholinergic. Gene Ontology annotation, cellular component: neuron projection; intracellular membrane-bounded organelle; neuronal cell body. The transcript has 6 exons. The coding region runs from base 33 to 1250 and encodes 405 amino acids.